UUGACGUCAAAUUUGUUAAUUUGCAAAGAAAUAUGUCGCGAUGUAUUGCUAUUGCACUAAGAAGUCGCGAAUUCAAUGCAGACACGUUCAAGUCUGAUUCGCAGUGAUAAUAAAAUUCCUUAUUGAUCUCAUUCAUUGUACUGGAAUGUUGAAAUGAAGUCGCUACCCCGGGCCAUACUAUGUACGAUAGGACUACUUUUCAUAUGCUUUCUAUUUAUAUUCACGAAUCCAAUAAACAGGGAAGGUGAGAAUAAUAUGGGAUAUCAAUUAGUUGGUGUAGUGGGAUGGGAGUUCAACACAACAAGAAACACUAGUCAGUACAUUUUAAGGAACAAUUUGACUGCGGUUGUCAUGCCUGAACGUGUCUGUGAUCAAAAAUCAUUGUUAGUCAUAGUAGUUUGUACGGCGCCAGGGAAUUUCGAAGAGAGAAAUGCUAUAAGAGAAACGUGGGGUAGCGAACGAUACGUCCUAGGUAAUAAUGUGUCCUUAUAUUUUUUAAUCGGAGAGACUGGCAAUUAUUCAGUGCAAAACGAUGUGCUGUUGGAAAGUAAACAAUACGAUGAUAUAAUACAAGAACGUUUUGUCGACUCAUACAAUAAUCUGACCCUAAAGUCCAUCGCAAUGUUGAAGAUAGCGACAAGUUAUUGCAUCAACACGACAAAGUAUCUUCUAAAAAUAGACGACGAUAUGUUUCUCAAUCUGCCGCUCCUUAUUGAGAUGCUCCUACGGAAAAAUACAAAUGAAAGCGUACUUCUUGGGAAACUUAUAUGCAGAGCCAAACCGAUAAAAGAUACUAGUAGUAAAUGGUAUUCUCCGAGAUAUAUGUACAAAGAACAGAUAUACCCAAACUACUUAUCUGGUACCUCAUAUCUGAUGUCUUUAGAUGUAGCUGAGAAAUUGUUCACUGCUGCUUUAUCGACGCCAAUUUUUCAUCUUGAAGAUGUCUACCUCACAGGAAUGUGUGCGAGGAAGGCACAGGUAAGACCCUGCAGCCACCCGUUGUUUACCUACAGUCGGCAGCGCAACGAACCGUGCGAAUUCAGAAAUCUCAUCACCAUCCAUCACUUCACACCCGAGCAAUUAAGGGAGACUUUCAGAGCGCUGAAGGACCCCCACCUGCCUAAAAGGUGCGAGAAGUACAAGCCGACGUUUAAUUCGCACAGCUGGCUGUUAGGUAAUAUCCUAAAACCCGGGAGGGUGCACAGGAAAAACAGGCAUCAAAGGUAGAACAAACUGUACACGUAAGAACAACCGACAUUAAGAGGAUGUUUAGAAGGAUUUUUAUUAGAAUUUAAGUGAUCACAUUUCUAGUAAUGUCAUUAAGUACCAUAGCUUCAUAUCAAAUUUGAUGCGUUGCUAUUUUAAUAGGAUAUUAAGAUGUACUCUCUAUUUUAUAAUACUCAUUCGAACGGUAUAAGUGUAAUAUAAAAGGAAUAUGUCCAGUGCUUGAGGGUUGAAUGACCUUGGAUUGUUAUGGAUUCAUCUGUAGGCAGACGCGUCCUUGUUGAAAAUUAAUACUCUACGUAAAAAAGCUUGUGUAUCGUUAAAUGUUGAACACAUUUGAAUUUUGUCAAGUGUGCCCCAUCUCGGGAAACUGAUACGUGAGAGAGAUAGGAAUAUAUAGGAGGAUAUGAAUAUGUCAGACAAGGAUAAACAAUGCAUCCUUGAAGUUUUAUUGCAAUCGUGCAAUUUUCUUUCAAUAGUAAAAAUAUCAGUCAAGAAUUAAAUAAAAAAUAAUUUAUACUUCGUCAGCAGAAACGCAAAGCUUUAAUAUACAUAAUUUAACAGAAUGUAAAAUUGUAAAAAAAAAUAUUUCCACUUCUUAUUUGUGGAAAGGCGAA
Molecule: messenger RNA, 1841 nt
Organism: Anoplophora glabripennis (Asian longhorned beetle)
Lineage: Eukaryota; Metazoa; Arthropoda; Insecta; Coleoptera; Cerambycidae
Product: beta-1,3-galactosyltransferase 1
Exons: 7
Coding region: 154-1227 (357 amino acids)
Cellular component (GO): membrane
Molecular function (GO): hexosyltransferase activity
Source: RefSeq, a predicted model, not a curated record